UACGCUGUCAUUAUGCAAACUGUUUUUGAUACCAAUUCUGAACCUUAAUCCCUUUCUGUUGCUUGUAAACAGGACGGGGAUGGAUUACGUAAUACUUAUUUACUACUGUACUACCUGAACAUUUAUUUACAUCUUGUUUGAAUAUUCUGAAUGAUACAACUAGAUCUUAUCGAAUAUUGAAUAAACAUCAUUCAAAUGUUACAUGAUUUGCCGGAUUGAUUCCAUCAUGUCUAGCAUGAUGCUUGUAACUUUUAUUUGCUUGUAAAACAUAAAACUGUUCAAAUUUUUGUAAAUGCACGCGCGUAAAUUCAGCUAGAGGUCUCUGUUUUCUUGAGUUUAGACCAUUUUACUUCUAUAUUUAUGUAAGGAGAAAGAUGUGUACAGAAGACAUAGUAGAAAACACUGUAUUAAAACCGCCAUUAAUAAAAUGAAGGAGAAAAUGAAAUAUCAAGAUGUAUGUACAGUAAUAUUGAGUACAUAACUCUAUAGGGGUGUGUACUUUAAGUAUUUCAAGAAGUGCGAAUUAGGAAUUUUAUCACUGUAUAACUCCAACGUGAUGCUUUAAUAAAUUUAAAGGAUAUUCGGAAACAAUAUAGAUUCUAAUCACGAAGCCGCAUCUUUAUAUAAAUGUUCGUGCUUUCAAAUGUCAAGGUUUUACUACAUUUCAACACAUACUUUUAAAUAAAUAAUAAUUUAAUAAAUUGAAUACGUAUGCGUGUUAAUGUUUAUCACACUUUCAUAACAGGACAAUAUAAUAUCGGAGAAUAUAACUGAAGCCAUGUGCUUCAAAUUGUGCUUUUAGUUUUAAUAAACGUUCUUGAAAACAGUUCGCUUGAGCGAAGCUGUGUUGGUAGAAGAACGAAAGUGAAAAGAAAGUGACUAAAAUGUUUAAAUCUUAAAGGAAAGCAUGUCUAUCAGGAUAACAAGCAAUAUUGAAUUUUUCGAUGAUGAAGAGGAGAUCCAAGCCGAAGCUGAGGUACAAUCAGUACCGGAAGUAGUAUUUAAAGAACCGGUGGAAGAAAAGCCUUUCACACGUUUCCGGCGGGUAGCAAGAGCAGUCAAACUUCUCAUACAAGUCUGCCAUGUCUGUAAAAGUUUGCUGGAAGAUUCGGUUUCUCAAGAGGCGUGGUUUGCCCUCGUAGACAACCUCGCUGCGGCGGCUGCGCUUACCUCGGAUAAGAAAAAGGGGAGAGCAUUUGUAACAUUUGUACCGAACGAGAACAGAGAGCUAGAACAGCUAAGUUUCGACGUGACCGAAUACAUGAGACACAAGAAAGCAGAGGAUUACCUGACAGAUGAAAUCAGGAGUAUCAUGAAGCAAAGGCCGGGAACUAGAUCAGAGGACCAAAUUGUUGAAGUCGUCCGGUGCAUGAAAAGUAUAAGUAAAGCGUUCAAUGAAUACCCACUGUCAAUACAGAAACAGAUCUGUCAGAGAGCGUUUUAUGAUCAGUAUCGGCGGAAUCGUGUAAUUCUCCGCAGAGGUUUGGCCCCAGACGGCAUUUACUUCCUGCUAUCCGGAGAAUUGGUGGAAAAGCCAGAAGGACGCAAACAGCCAGAGGAAAUAGAAGCUGGACAGAAAUUUGGGGAAGAAGACCUUAUAUGCGGCUCGUCAAGAAGAGCUACCGUUCUAUCGAAAGACGAGGUAGAGAUACUGUACCUUCACAGAUUUGAUUACCGUGUGAUAUUCAACAUGUCUGCCGACUCUUAUGACCCUAAAAACCUGGAAAUAUGCAGAUAUGGUAGACUUAUUGUGAAAGACAGCAAUGAUAUAGAAUGGAUAUAUGUGAUAAAAUCGGGCGAGGCACGGGUUCUGAAGCAUCUGGAACCAGGGAGGGUGGACGUGAAAGCUAGGAGGAAGAAAAUACAACAGCAGAUGGAGGAACAAUCUAUUUAUCAUAAGAAAAAGAAAAUCCUGGACUUCAUUGCAGAUGGAAAUGGAAGAAAAUCGUGUUAUGCACCAUCCAACUACAGACCAAGUUCUCUGCGACGCGGCACAAUUGCUGCCGACCCAUCUCUGCACAGAAAUGGCCAUACUGACCAUAAUGCUGACCUUCGAAUACGCAGCCAGUCUGCAGUCCCGACACGUAAUUUCACAAGCUCAACACCUCAUGGGAGGAGGCAGAAUCGACCAAUGACAGUUAACGCAACACGGCAUGUUGAAGAUGACAGUGAUGCCAAAGAUGGAGAAGAUAAGGAGAAUAAAGAUGUCAAUAUAGUUUUUACUGUAAAUGAUGAAGAUGAAGAUCUGCUCUCCACGGACAAGUCUGACCAUGAGGUUGUGAUUGACAGUGACCGGAGAUCAAGUUACUCAAGGAACAGAGGAUGGAGGGGAAAGAAGACUGAAGAAGAAGGGAUGGCUCUACCUCCAUUUGUUCAAGUAGAAACGUUACAUCCGGGACACACAUUUGGUCUGCGUUCGUGUUUAGAACAUGAUGAAAGAGGUCCUUCAGUUAGUUUGGUCAGUGGUGACUGUGAAGUUCUUGCCAUCAACAAGAAAUUCUUCAUGAAGCAUUGUGAUGAUGCUCUUAUAAGCUUGAUUAAACUCAAGGCAAAGCCAUUCCCAUCACAGACUGAAUUGGUUGACAGAUUGGAUGCUAACAUGCAGUGGGAGGAAUUCAAACAAGAAACGUUGAAGGACUUCCUCCGUCAUAGAGUACGUGUAUCUAGAUAAUGUUAAAAAUGAAACACAUGAUCACUGCAACGACGUCUACAGAGUUCAUAAAGGCCCAAGAUUUUUUGUUGGCCACUCUAUUUAGAUCUUCAGCUUAUGUACGGAAACCGUAGAAAUUCUACCAGACCAUAUUCUUGUCUAAUCAAGAAUCUUUAAAUUAUCAGAGUGGAUCCUGUUCGUUUACGAAUACUAUCAUUGAAAUGGUAGUGUUCAAAACAUUUCUAUAAAUAAGUCAAAAUUUAGGGACAUUUUGGAACUGGGUAUCUCAGAAUCAGUAAUUUAGAAUACUAUUCGUUUAUCUCCUAUUAGCACACUAACAAUGUCGACAGUGAAUAUUUUUGUGAAUGAUUCAAGGAUGAACAUGUUUGUUGUAGGCUAUACUGUAUUACAAUUGCUUCUAACUGCAUCACUGUACAGUUUUAACAGCAUAAUUCUGUUAUGUUUUUAUGAUAAAACAAUAAGCCAAAUGCAGUGUGGAUAAUUUUAUUUUAAAAUAAUAAACAGUAUUUAAUAUAAUAUACCAGUAAUAAUAUACUUACAAACUCAAACAGUAAAAUAUUAAAGUAUUGAUUUCGGAAAGCUACUUAGGAGUUACAGAAAGAACUCCAUGUACAUGUUACAUUGUCUGACAAGCAAACACUUGGUAUGAACUUAUAGUAACACUAUAUUUGCCACAAGUCAUUUUCAAAUAAUUUAAAGUAAAUUCAUAAUUCAUAAACUAUUUGUAAAUGAGAAAAAAAUAUUUCUGAAGAAGUCACACAUUACUUCCUAACAUGGCAUUCUACAAUGCACAUCAAAACUUUAAUAUAUAUUGCACAACUAGGUAAGUUAACUCUGAAUACAUUAUAGCUUAUUUAAAACAAGAGGACCAGAUGGUCCUAGGUCGCUCACCUGAGAACAGCUUGAUCAAAUUUAAAUGAAUAUCCUGCUUAAAAUGCGACCCCUUUUGCGAAGGCAAGGUUAUUCUUUGAUUUGACCAGGUGACCUAGUUUUUGAUCCAACAUGACCCAUAUUUGAACUUGACCUAAAUUUUAUCAAAGCAAACAUUUUCAUCAAAUUUCAUGAACAUCCUGCCGGAAAUGUAGCCCGUAUUGCAUUCACAAAGUUUUUCUUUGAUUUUACUGGGUGACCUAGUUUUUGGUCCCAGAUGACCCCUAUUUGUACUCGACCUAGAUUUCAUCAAGACAACCAUUCUGACUAUAUUUUAAGAAUAUCCAGUGUAAAAUGCAGCCCCUAUUGUGUACACAAGGUUUUUCUUUGAUUUGACCGCAUGACCUAGUUUUUGAACCAAGAUGACCCAUAUUUGAAUUUGACCUAAAUUUCAUCCAGACAAACAUUCUGAUCAAAUUUCACGAAGAUCCGGUGUAAAAUGCAGUCUCUAUUGCAUACACAAGGUUUUUCUUUGAUUUGAUCUAGUGACCUUGUUUUUGAUUCCAGAUGACCCAUAUUCAAACUUGACUUGAAUUUCAUCAAGGCAAUCAUUCUGACAAAAUUUCAUGAAGAUCAAAUGAAAAAUACAGCCUCUAUAACAUAUGCAAGGUUUUUCUUUGAUUUGACCGGGUGACCUAGAUUUUGACUCCAGAUGACCCAUAUUCAAAGUUGACCUAGAUUUCAUCCAGACAAACAUUCUGGUCAAAUUUCCUGAAGAUCCGUUGUAAAAUGCAGUCUCUAUUGCAUACACAAGGGGUUUUUUUAUUUGAGCUAGCGACCUAGUUUUUGACCUCUGAUUAUCCAUAUUCGAACUUGACCUAGAUUUCAUCAAGGCAACAAUUCUGAGUAAAUUUUAUGAAUAUCCAGUGUAAAGUGGAGCCCCUAAUGCUUACACAAGGUUUUUCUUUGAUUUGACCAUGUGACCUAAUUUUUGACCCCAGAUGACCCAUAUUUGUGUAAAAAUAGUGUUCAUAAACAAAGUAUUUAUCAAAUUGCUUCUGAAACUGCAACAUCUGACAAUAAAACUAGAAUGUGUCUGUAGGACACGGGGUGUGCCCCCCACUGGUACAUUUGUCACAAAUAACGGGCAAUUAUUCUUAAUGGGGUAUAGCCUCAACAAACAUUUUAUGAAAAGGGUACAUUAUUCUAGGCCCUAUACUUUUGAGCUAUGAGCAUCACAAACAAAAAAUAUACUAUUUUGGCUAUUUCAAAGGCCAUAACUCUGUAAUAAGAGUAAGAUUCUCAAGAAGAAUGCCAAGUGUGCAAGGCCACAUCAUGAUAAAGACUCCAGCAAGGUUUCCUGAAUUUACAUCUAAUACUUUAGAGCUAGGCACAUAAUUAGGUGAAAAAGUGCAUUUUUUUACUAUUUCAUGGGCCAUACCUUUAAAAAUAGGGGGUGGAACCAGCCAAAAAAUUAGAAGUGUGCAAGUUUAUAUCAUGAUAAAGACUUAUGCAAGUUUUCAACCAUUUAUAUUAAAUACUUUUUGAGCUAGGUGCGUCACAAGGUGAAAAUGUACAUUUUUGACUAUUUCAGGGGCCAUAACUCUAAAAAUAGAGGGCGGACCCAAAUGAAAAAUAGGAGGUGCGAAAGUUCAUAUCAUGAUUAAGAUUCAUGCAAGGUUUCAUGAAUCUAUAUCAAAUACUUUUUGAGCUAUGCAUGUCACAAGGUGAAAAUGUGCAUUUUUGACUAUUUCAGGGGCCAUAACUCUGAAAAUAUGGGACGGACCCAAAUGAAAAAUAGGAGGUGCACAAGUUCAUAUCAUGAUUAAGACUCAUGCAAGGUUUCAUGAAUCUAUAUCAAAUACUUUUUGAGCUAGGCGUGUCACAAGGUGAAAAUGUGCAUUUUUGACUAUUUCAGGGGCCAUAACUCUGAAACUAGGGGGGCAGAGCCAGAUGAAAAAUAGGAGGUGCGCAAGUUCAUAUCAUGAUUAAGACUCAUACAAGAUUUCAUGAAUCUAUAUCAAAUACUUUUCGAGCUAGGCGUGUCACGAUCUUCGGACGGACGGAUGCACGCACGGACGGACGGAUGCACGGACAAGACCAAAUCUAUAUGCCCCCACCACUCGUGCUUCAACUCAGAAUUUUAAGCACUUUAUGUGUAUUUUUCACUAAGUCAACGACCAUAUCUCUGGUCUACCCAAGAGAAUUCUCAAAGCGAACACCUGGUGCAGAACUUCACAUGCUCUAUAACAAUCUUUUAAUGUUUUAUGACUCAAGUCAAGUAUAUUUGGUGAUACAUGGGACACAAACUCUUGUGCCCUUAAUGCAUAUCUUUGGCUUAUUCAAGGGCCGUAACUCUGGUCUGAUGAGGAAAAUCCAAAAAGAAACUCAGUUGAUAAACUAACGUGCUGAAUAAUCUCUGUGUAAUCUUUCAUGACUAUUUGUUUAAUAUUUUUAAGAUAUAUGCUUCUGUUAUGUUUCAUGACCUUAGGUCAAAUACUUCUUAGAUAAUUAUGUGCUACACAAACUUUUAUGUCCUUUUAUGUGUAUUUUUGGCUAAGUCAUAACUCUGGUCUUGCUGAAUGAAAUCUCUAAGAAAACCCAGGUGAACAACUUCAAAUGCUGGAUAAUAUUCAUGUAAUGUUUCAUAAUCCUAGGUCAAAUACUUGUUGAAAAACAUGCAACACAAACUCUGAGCCCUUAUUAUGCAUAUUUUUGUCGACCACAUAAUACAUGAAUCGUAUGGGAGCCCGUGCGUGCGUCCGUCCGUCCGGAUUUGUUUGUCCGGACCAUAACUUUGACAUGCAUGGAGCAAUCUUGUUUAUAUUUGGCAUGAAUGUUAACCUCAGUGAGACGGAGUGUCAUGUCAAACCACAGGUUCCUAUCUCAAAGGUCAAGGGUUAAUUUAUCGAAGAAUUUAUAUAAAAAGCUUGAAAGCUUGUGACUAUGUUCAUACUCAUCCGUACUCAAAGUGUGUUCAUACUCAAAAUGACUCUAAUAUAAAGUUAUUAUUCUUGAAAUUGUGUCCUGUUUAGCAAAUUUUUAAGUAAUCUGAAAAUUAUAUUGUAAAUGUCAUGUUUGUAAUAAAGAGAGAUAAAAAAAUUGUUUAAAGACCUUCAUUACAAGUUUUUUUUAUAGUGUUGUUGAUUUCUGUGCCCUGGUUAUGGAUAUUUAAAACAUCUUUACCAUUUCAAAGAACAAAUAAAUGGUAAUUAAACAAGAGAUCACAGAGUGAUCUUGGCGCCCACCAUUGAGCCAUUUUUGAAUGUUCCAAAUUUCAAGACUAUCUCAAAAUCAAGGUCAAAGUUCCUUUUGGUACACAAAACUGCAUGUGGUCCAAAUUUGAAAGCUGUAGCUUGAGAAAUGUGAAAUUAGGUCACCAGGUCAAUCUCGAGGUCAUAGUUCAUUUUGGUACACAAAACUGUAUAUGUGGUCCAAAUUUGAAAGUUGUAGCUUGAGAAAUGUGAAAGUAGGUCACUAGGUCAAAACCAAGAUCAAAUUUCAUUUCGGAACACAAAACUAUGCAUGUGGUCCAAAUUUGAAGCCUGUACCUUCAAAAAUGUGAAAGUAGGUCACUAGGUCAAUGUCAAGGCCAAAGUUUAUUUUGGUACACAAACCUAUGCAUGUGGUCCAAAUUUGAAGCCUGUAGCUUGAGAAAUGUGAAAGUAGGUCACCAGGUCAAUCUCGAGGUCAUAGUUCAUUUUGGUGCACAAAAUGAUAUAUGUGGUCCAAAUUUGAAAGUUGUAGCUUGAGAAAUGUGAAAGUAGGUCACUUGGUCAAAAUCAAGGUCAAAUUUCAUUACUGAACACAAAACUAUGCAUGUGGUCCAAAUUUGAAGUCUGUACCUUCAAAAAUGUGAAAGUAGGUCAAUGUCAAGGUCUAAGUUUAAUUUGGUACAAAAACCUAUGCAUGUGGUCCAAAUUUGAAGGCUGUACAUUGUAGCUACAGAAAUGUGAAAGUAGGUCACUAGGUCAAGAUCAAGGUCGACUCGUGUCAAGGUUCAUCUAGCCACUCAAAACUAUACAUGUGGUCCAAAUUUGAAUGUUGUAUGUUAAAAACAAAAAGGUAGGUCACUAGAUCAAAAUAAAUGACCUUGUCCCUAAACAAGAGAGACGACACCAUUAAUGAGUUAUAUGCAAUUAUUUUUUUCUUAUUAUGGAAACAGAGAAUGCACAUAUAAUUACUUAUAUUAUAACUAAUAAUUAAACCCAUACCCUAAACAAGAGAGAUGACACCAUUAAUGAGUUAUAUGCAAUUAAUAUUUUUUUUAUUAUGGAAACAAAGAAUGCACAUAUAAUUACUUAUAUUAUAACUAAUAAUUAAACCUAGAAAUUUGAGUACUGAACAAAUUAAUCCUCAGUCUACUAGGGUAGUUCAUCCACUGCUGAGGUGUAAUAGGAAAAUAAGAAAGAACUUGAAUCAUUAUCUCAUUAGUGUCUGCAGACUUUAUGACCCUUCUACAGGUAAGGCCAUAAAAAAACAAUUAUAUAUAUAUAACUAAUUGGAGGGCCACUGGGUGUAAAAUUAUAUUAGAAAUCAAAAUAAACAACAGGCCAUAACUCACUCAAAAAUUGUUGAACCAGUCUGAUUUUCAGGGGGACACAACAAGGGUACCAAUACAUCAUUCUGACAAAGUUUGGUCAAAAUCCUCCCAGUAGUUUCUGAGGAGAUGCGAUAACGAGAAAUUGUAAACGGACGGAAGGACAGACCACAGACGCAGAGUGAUUUGAAUAGCCCACCAUCUGAUGAUGGUGUGCUAAAAAUGUACCAGAACCGUAAAGUCAUCACAUGAAACCAUAUAUUUAGUGGUUGUGUUAUGUUUUUAUGCAAGAAUAGUGACAAUACACGUUUGUUUUGAGUAUUAACGUCUGCAGAAGCCCCUGGGAUAUGUUUGUGACCUCGACCUUCUGUCUCGGUCACAAACAUUACUGAGAGCUUCUGCAGACGUUAAUACAUAAAGAAAAACGUGUAUAAUCCCUACAACACAUGAAAUUAAUAAUGAAGAAAUAUACUGAAUAAAACAGUUAACCCUCCAUUUGUUGAUUUUUAGAAAUUACAUUAAAGUACUUUUGACAUGUAAGAUACCCUCAGAACUAUAUGCUGUUAAAGACAAAACAAUUUUUUUUAACAAAAUCAAACUAUGCUGUCAUAUCAAUGUUUUUCAUUAUACAACUUCAUUCCAUUUUUAAGUCAUAAAAAUAAACUAAAAUGUCUAAAGUUUACAAACUAGCGAAAAAUGUUAAGUGGGAAGAAAAUGUUAACAAAAACAAAUAAUGUCACUGGCAAGCCCUAUCUCAAAGCAGCAUUUGAUACAUGUGUGAUAUGUAACCAUAUUCUAGUGAAAAAUAGUUGUUUUUUCAUACCUCUGUAUUUUUAUAAAUGAGUGUUCUUUUUCUAAAAAUAACCUUUAUGUGUAUUUUUGUUGACUUCUUUUUGUCGAGUGUUAGUAAAAUGAAUAAAAUUGUAUCUUUACACAA
This is a messenger RNA of Mercenaria mercenaria, 9018 nucleotides long. RefSeq lists its product as uncharacterized. The record is from RefSeq and is a predicted model, not a curated record. Bases 908 to 2671 code for a protein of 587 amino acids. The transcript has 17 exons. NCBI's taxonomy places the organism in Eukaryota, Metazoa, Mollusca, Bivalvia, Venerida, Veneridae.